AUGUUGAAGUUACAUCGUUGUCUUUUUUCUCUACGUUCUGUGCAUCAAUUUUGCCGAUCACAAUCAACAAAUGCUUACUCCUCCGAAUGGGUUUUACCCUCGCUACAAAAAGAUCUUGAAAAAUUUUCUACCUUGAAUCCACUACCAGCUGCAAUCUCUUUAAUUGGGGAUCCUCAUUUACGUCGAAGUAAUGAAUUAGUUCUUAAUCUUCAAGAUGGUUUUUUUCAAGCAGCUAAACUUCGCCUUCAUCGUGCUCUAGCUGAUUUUCGUCGUAAAAAUGGUUUUGGACGUGGUAUGAGCGCAUGCCAAAUAGGUGUUAAUCUACGUAUGAUUGCAUUGAAUCUUGGCCAUGGACCACUAACAUUAAUCAAUCCGAAAAUAACCUGGGCUUCAUCAGACUCAAUAACGAUGUGGGAUGAUUGCAUGAGUAUUCCACGUAUGCUUGUUAAAAAACAACGUGCAAAAUCAAUAUCGAUUGUAUACACAGAUGAUAAUGGUCAUGAAAAAAAAUGGAAUGAACUGGAUGUAUCAAUCAGUGAAUUACUACAACAUGAAAUCGAUCAUCUUAAUGGUAUCCUUAAUAUUGAUAAACCAUUCAUAGAUAAUAAUGCAAAUGGGAAAGAAAGUAUAAUUAGUAUGGAUCAAUAUGAAAGAGAUAAGAAAUAUUUUGAUGAACAAGUUGAUUAUACAAUCGUGCCAACGGUUUAA
Molecule: messenger RNA, 708 nt
Organism: Rotaria socialis
Lineage: Eukaryota; Metazoa; Rotifera; Eurotatoria; Philodinida; Philodinidae
Source: the annotation of a GenBank genome assembly